CUGUUAUUAUGUAAGCGUGACGCCAUCCCGGCUCCCAGCGACGGCGUGGCGGCUGGCUUCCCGCUCGGAGAAACCAAAGGGACGUCGGUCCGUCAGCAGCGGUGGCGGGGAUGUCGCCGACCUCCGCGCUGGACCCCAGCCUCGUUGCCAUGGAGAAGCGGAUGCUGUGAGGAGCGGAGUCGGAGCAUCUGAUGAGUCAGACGCGGGGAGAUGAGAGGAAAGGAGACGGACGCGCGGCAGCGGCGGUCUGAUGGACGCUAGAGGAGAGAUUUAAAAAAAAGGAGAAGAUGAAGUUUAAGAAGUUCAUCACCAUCAUGCAGGCGGCCAUUGGGGUCGUUCCCCUGAACAAACGGGAGCUGAUGCCGCCCGGCAGGAAGCUGUGGCGACCCCCGGGGGACCAGGGUUGCUCUGACCAGACCAGUACUGACCUGCUCAAGUCCAGCCGCAAGUUCUGCUGGUCCAGAGAAGCCCAGUACUUGUAUCUUCGCCGCCUGUCGUCGAGGAGCUUCACCGCCAUCACCAUGAACCCGGUCAUGGAGCAGACGGUGUGGGAGCAGUACACCGUGACCCUGCAGAGGGAUUCCAAAAUGGGUUUUGGGAUCGCGGUUUCCGGAGGACGGGACAACCCGAACGAGGACACGGGCGAGACGUCCAUCGUGGUGUCGGACGUCCUGCAGGGCGGCCCGGCAGAGGGGCUGCUGUUUGAGAAGGACCGCGUGGUUCUGGUGAACAACACGCCCAUGGACGGAGCGCUGCACUCCUUCGCUGUUCAGACCCUCAGGAAAUGUGGCAAAACGGCCAAAAUCACGGUCAAGCGCGCCAAGAGGAUCCCGGUCAGUGUGGUGCCCCGCCCCGCCUCGCCUGAAGUCUUCAGCAAUGACAACUACAGCGACUACAACUACGACGCGGAGCGCCACAGCAUGAUCAGCGGCCGCGACAACAGCCUGGAGCGCCGCGGCUACAGCGACUCUGGCUACCAGACCCGCGACCGCGGCAGGAGCACCGAGCGCGACAUAAGCCCCGACCGGAGCUACCGGCGCGACGGCAGCAGGGGCCGCACGCUGGACCGCGACUACAGCCCGGACCGCCGCUUCCGCAGCGAGCGAACCUUGGAUCGCGAAUACAGCCCAGACCGCCGUUUCCGCAGCGAGCGAACGUUGGAUCGCGAAUACAGCCCGGACCGCCGAUACCGCAGCGAGCACACCCUCGACCGUGACUACAGCCCGGACCGGCGCUUGCGCAGCGACCGCGCCCUGACCCCGGAGCCGCGCUACGGCCGGGACGGCUACAGCCCUGGAAGAGGCCAGGGGCGCGAACCGAGCUUCGAACGCGGCCGGGACCGAGACCGGGACAAGAAGUACAACGAGCCGGUCCGGCGGGCGGCGAGCAGAGACCGCCUGGAUCGCUCGCCGUCGCCCCCUGUGGCUCCCAUCCCACUGCCCCGACCGGGCCGCGACCAGGAGCCGCUGGAGAAACCCGUCAACGUGCUGCUGCUGAAGAACCAUCCCAACGAAGAGUACGGCCUGCGCCUGGGCAGCCAGCUCUUCAUCAAGGAGAUGACGAGCAGCGGCCUGGCCGGCAGAGACGGGAACCUGCAGGAGGGAGACAUCAUCCUGAAGAUCAACGGCACGGUGACGGAGAACCUCUCCCUCGGCGACGCCGGGAAGCUGAUCGAGAAGUCUCGCGGCCGGCUGCAGCUGGUGGUUCAGCGCGACCGCCGCCAGAUCCUGAUCCGCAUCCCGCCGAUGGUGGACAGCGACUCGGAGCUCGAUGAUAUCUCAGAGAUCGAGUCGUACCGCUCUUACUCUCCACAGGAGCGAGGUCAUCCCUCUGACCUUUCCUCGCACUCAUCCAAUGAGAGGCUUCGAGACAAACCCAGAGACGAUCCUUCCAGCAGGAUGGCGAAAAUGGGUGCGAUGCCGACGCCUUUCAGAAAUCUGGACAGGCAUGAAGAUUCUUCUCCUUUGCCGCCAGAGAGGGACGAAACGCGAUCUGUGUCGCCGCCAGCAGCAGCAGCAGCAGUCGCCCCAAGAGUUCAGGUUCCUCCAAAAGUCCCACUGAAGCCGAGCUUGGAGGACCAGGAAGUCUACGGGCCGAACACGAUAAUGGUGCGCUUCAAGAAAGGCGACAGCGUUGGGCUGCGGCUAGCCGGAGGGAACGACGUUGGCAUCUUCAUCGCCGGCGUUCAGGAGGACAGUCCGGCCGAGCAGGAGGGUCUCCAGACCGGAGAUCAGAUUGUUAAGGUGAACAACGUUGACUUCAGAGGGAUGGUGCGUGAAGACGCCGUCCUCUUCCUGCUGGAGAUCCCAAAAGGAGAAGACGUGACCAUCCUGGCUCAAAGCAAACCCGAAGUGUAUGAAGAUGUUCUGGCGUCCGGACGCGGCGACUCGUUCUACAUCAGAACCCACUUUGAGUACGAGAAGGAGGCGCCGCAGAGCCUCCCGUUCGGCAGGGGGGAGAUCUUCAAGGUCAUCGACACGCUGUACGACGGCAAGCUGGGCCACUGGCUGGCCAUCCGCAUGGACCAGGACAACCAGUCGGCGGAAAUGAAGAAGGGAAUCAUCCCCAACAAGAGCAGAGCUGAACAAAUGGCCAACGUGCAGAACGCUGCCAGAGCGGCGUCAGGCAACGACAGAGGAGACUUCUGGAGGCUGAGAGGUCAAAGGGCGGGGAAGAAGAAAGACCUGCGGAAGAGCCGAGAGGACCUGACCACCGCGCCGGUCACCACCAAGUUCCCCGCGUACGAGAGAGUGGUGCUCCGAGAAGCCGGUUUCAGGAGGCCGGUGGUGAUAUUUGGGCCGAUUUCCGACGUAGUGAACGAGAAACUGGCCAACGACCUUCCCAACGAGUUUGUUAUUGCCAAAACUGAGCCCAAAGACGCUGGAAGUGAGAAAUCUUCUGGAGUGGUGAGACUGAACACCAUACGACAAAUCAUUGAGCAGGACCUCCACGCGCUGCUGGACGUCACUCCCAAAGCCGUGGACACCUUGAACUACACCCAGUGGUAUCCCAUCGUGGUGUUCCUGAACCCGGACAGCAAGCAGGGCGUGAAAACCAUGCGGAGCCGCCUGAUCCCCGGAUCCAACCGCAGCGCGCGGAAACUGUACGAACAGGCCGUCCGGCUGAAGAAGACCUGCUCCCACCUCUUCACCGCGACCAUCGACCUGAACUCGUCGAAUGACGCCUGGUACGGCAGCGUGAAGGAGUCGAUCCGGGAGCAGCAGGAGAAAGCGGUUUGGGUGUCCGAGGGGAAGAUGGACGGGUCAGAGGAGGACCUGGACCUGCAGGACGACCGCAUGUCCUACCUGUCGGCCAUGAGCGCCGACUACCUGAGCAUGGACAGCCGCCUGACCAGCGACUACGACGACACGGCGGACGAGGGCGGGGCUUACACCGACAACGAGCUGGACGAGACGCUGGACGACCCGACGCCCAUCUCCGCCAUCAGCCGCUCGUCGGAGCCCGUCCUGCCCGAGGAGCCGCGCCGCGCCAAGAGGCCCGGCAGCCGGGAGGUUCUGACCCGGGACCCCAGCCCGCCGCCUUCGUUUGUUCCAGAACCACCGAAGGUCCGCUCUCAGACCCGGACCGACUCGGUGCGAAGCUACGAGUCCCAGUCCAGCAGCACCAUCAGCAGCAUCGACGCGGCGGCCGCCAGCAGGCCGGCGCCCCCGCCGGUGGCCUGGAAGCCCAACAUCGCCCGCCUCCACCAGUCCUCAGAGGAGCAGGCGCCGGCCAACCAGCCGGAGGAGGAAGACCCCGCCAACAAGUCCUUCCUGGGAAAGAGAAUGGCCAAUCAGAUCAAGGCUUUUGAGAAGAUGGACCACCUGGCCCGAGCUCACCGUCUUCUGGAGCUGCAGGAGGCGGAAAACGCUCGAUUGGAAAUCGCCCAGAAGCAUCCAGACAUCUACGCCGUCCCAGUGAAGCUGCCAAAACCCAAUCUGAACCGCCCCCAGCCAAUCGGCUCCAACGCCGAGCCGCAGACGAUGUCCAGGCCCAUGUACUCGGAAACGAGAGGAAACGAGGACAACGAGGCGGAGUACCGCCGCCAGCUGGCGGAGCAGACCCGGAGGGGACACUACAACCCUCAGAAGUACAAGGACACCGAGCUGUGAGGCUCCCAACAGGAAGUGAGGUCGUUCGCCAGCUCCUGUCGCUCUCUGAACUUCUUUUUUCUCACAUUUCGGCUUCGAGUCCAGACUCUCUUGAAGCCGGCGGCGGAGGCGCCACAGAGGAAAUAUCGGUCCUGAUUUCCAGAGACGAAAUGUUGGGUUUGGGUUUGAAAGCCUCCAGUGUUUCACUGGCGAGUCGAAGGUUUCUGAAUCCCAUCCGUCACAAAUAUCAAGCAGAAGUCUUAACUUUAAUUUGUUUGUUUUUCCUCCAGGCAGCAGAUUAAAUGUUUUACAGCGGGUUUGGUUAAUAUUCAUCCAGAGUUUCUGAAGGUCUUUAAAAACCUUGCAGGAACCAGAAACGUUCCUGGAAGGUUUUUCUUCCAGUUAAUUUCACCAGAGCUGCUCUCUGGCUCUACAAGGUGAGAGAUUUAAUAAUCAUGUUUUAUUUCCAUCUAAAUAUCCCCACAGAAAACAUCAAAAAUCCUAAAACAGGAUUUUAUGAGAGAUUCUGAAACUAAUUAUUAUUUACUCACCAAACGACGCAUCAAUACUUUUUUUUUCAGUAAUAAAUAUAAAAUAAUUGAAUCCAGAUUCUAAAAAUGAAACAGAACGGGUCUAAAUUUACCCUGGAAACCAAACAAAGCCAUGAAACUAUUAUAUUGGUUAGUUUAGUUGUGAUUCUCUUCCUCUAAAAGCAACAUUUUACAAAAUUACAUUAAAAUAAAGUUUUCUCUCCCUGGAGCUUGGAGUGACUUUACCUAAGUUACAAAUUAUAACCGCUGUUUUUGUUUUUCAUUUUAUUGCUGAAAAUCAAAAAUUGUAUUUUUGCAGUUGGAACUUUUUUCCAGGUUUCUGCAGAUGAUUUAAAAUCUGUUUUAGUUGAACACGUCCACAAAAUUUUUUAUGACUUUGCUUCUCUUGUAAAUCAUAACUGCUGUGAAAUUGAGCUGCAAAGUGUUUUUAUUCACACUUUGACCUCAGCUGUUGACAGGGCGAAUAAAAUAAUCAUGUUUUUGCUGCUAGAAUCAUUUUCUGUCUGUUAAACUGGAAAAAAGCUCCCAGAGUCCAAAGAAACACUUCAGACCUUCAGAAAUUGUGGCAAAUUAUUGAUCGAAUUAUUCAGCUUAGAAAAUCUGGAUGCCUUGGCAGAAAUAAGGGAAAACUCAAGACUUUUGUACAGAACUAUUUAUGUAAUUUCAGCAUAUUUAAGUGUAGAAGAGUAAGUAAAAUGAUAAAAUAUUUACCGUCUCGUGUCACAAUUUAAGAAGAAACCAUUCCCUUAAAAAUAGAGUUUAAUAAACAAUCAGAGGAAAAGUUCAGGAAAAGUAAAGUACUUCUGCAGCGGCUUCUUUUUGAUUUCCAGAAUAAAACCCAGAUUUACUGGGGAAGAACGUUGCAUUCUGGGUAGCAGAAACUGCCGCGGUGCCUUUUUACUCCUGAUUCCAGCUGGGAAAUGAAGCUGCUGUCAAAUUCAGAGGCUGGAUGGAAAACCUGGAAGCAUUUCGGUUUUCCUGUUAAACACUAAAAACUUGAUCUUGAACAGUCAUUCCUACCACAGCUUGUUACAGCCGUUCUAGAUGGAAAGAAAAAAAGGAGUAAAUGUCGCCACAAACUCAGAAAGUUUGAGAAUAAACUCAGAAUAUUUAUAGAAAAUAACGAGAGAAUUUCUGAGCUUCAAGAUCAAAAAAUUUGCAAGGAGAAAACUCAGAAAUUGAGAAUUUUCUGGGAAAAUAUGUAAAAUUUCUGUUUGAAAAUUUGAACAGUAGCUGGAAACUUGUAAAUUUUGAAGUUUCAAAAGUCAGAUUUUUUUGUGGAAAUUUCUGAGCUCUAAAAGUCAAAAAGUUGAGAAAAAGUUCUGAAAUUUUCAUUCUCAUGUUGGUAAUUUUCUUGAAAAAACCUGAAAAUUUUGCUUUAAAACCCAGAAAACUUCCAAAAGUAAAAAUUUUUUUCUUCAGUUUUGAAACUCAGAAAUUUCCACCUUUUUUUUCUAGAAAAUUUCUGAGCUCAGUCUAAAACUUUCUACGUUUUUUUUGUCAGAAAUGAACUCCUGUUUUGUCCAGCUGAACUGGCCGAAACGCGACGCUGUAAAUUCCUGCUGUUACUGUUUUUACUGAUCUGAUUCUGCAGUGGAGGGAAAGUUGUUUCAUUUAUUCCUGGUUUCCUCUGGAGCCAAACGAACGACGAAUUUAAAAGGUUGUUUGGAGCCGAGACAAUCACCUUUUUACUGCUUCUAUUUUUCUACUGACCAUGUAAACCCACUAUAGUCUAAGUGUUUGUGCACAGGAGGGACGUGGCGACAAUCAUGACGUCUUUGUAGUUUGUGAUUUGUGGUUUUUGUAGUUGGUGAUCUCCUGAGUGUUUCACUGCUCACUCUUGGAAAAUUCAAAUGAAUAAAACAUUUUUUUUACACGUUC
This is a messenger RNA of Gambusia affinis (western mosquitofish), 6523 nucleotides long. RefSeq names its product tight junction protein 2a (zona occludens 2) (gene tjp2a). The transcript is spliced from 25 exons. Gene Ontology annotation, cellular component: bicellular tight junction; plasma membrane. Gene Ontology annotation, molecular function: cell adhesion molecule binding. Gene Ontology annotation, biological process: cell-cell adhesion; cell-cell junction organization; positive regulation of blood-brain barrier permeability. The coding region runs from base 288 to 4112 and encodes 1274 amino acids. The record is from RefSeq and is a predicted model, not a curated record. Lineage: Eukaryota; Metazoa; Chordata; Actinopteri; Cyprinodontiformes; Poeciliidae.